Molecule: messenger RNA, 898 nt
Organism: Phlebotomus papatasi
Lineage: Eukaryota; Metazoa; Arthropoda; Insecta; Diptera; Psychodidae
Product: endocuticle structural glycoprotein SgAbd-1-like
Exons: 4
Coding region: 1-708 (235 amino acids)
Cellular component (GO): chitin-based extracellular matrix
Molecular function (GO): structural constituent of chitin-based larval cuticle
Source: RefSeq, a predicted model, not a curated record
AUGAAGCAUUGUGUGCAGCUGAUUUUUGUGUCUAUUUUGUGCGGUUGUUUGGGACAAUCCACUCCGGAUAGUCCAGCUAUUGAUCUUUUACCGCCAUUUGAGGAAGAAGUCAAACCACGUGCAAUAUCCGUGGAAUCAAUUGCAACAUCAGAACUUCCUCCCUUUCCGGACUCACCCAGAUCGCGGUCCAACACUCAAGCUGCCCUUCAAUCCACAACUGAGACGCCAACAGUAACUUCUGAGGCUACACCCAAAGAGGUUUCAUCAUUUUCACUUGAACCUGUUGAAAUAAAGUCGACCGCACCAAAAUUCUCAAGUCGUCAGGUUGCAGAGAAACCCUUCGUGGUAGCGACUCAAAAGGAGAAUCAGAAAUCUCUUCCAAGGCAGCAAACUUUUGAGAGCAUCUCUCCAAAUAAUUUCCACAACAGUCCCGCUCUUUCAGAUGGAUCAUAUAAGUUUAGCUAUAACCUGGAGACUGGCAUUCAUCGUGAAGAAGAAGGAAGUCUACAGCCAGGACAAACAUCCGAAUUCUCAGGACAGAAUGUCAAUGGAGGAUAUUCCUACACAGCACCCGAUGGUCAAGUGAUAUCUGUAAAAUAUGUUGCCGAUGAGUUUGGCUAUCGUCCAGUGGGAAGUCAUAUUCCAGCUAUUCCUGAACCCAUUGCCCGUGCCCUCAAGUACCUUCAGUCCAAAGCCCAGACCCAGUGAGAACGUGUGACGUUUUGUAAGAAUGCAGAUAAGGCUAAUUAGUAGCAUAUGCCAAAUUAUAUUAAUUUGCAGUAUGAUUAUCUUUCGCAGUAAGAUAAAAUAAAAAAAAAUUCCCACUCGUCUCAAAGCAAAUAAAUUGAAGAAAACAGAGAUGUAUUUAUCUUUCCUGAGAUACCCACCAUAUGGAUUC